Molecule: messenger RNA, 663 nt
Organism: Penicillium taxi
Lineage: Eukaryota; Fungi; Ascomycota; Eurotiomycetes; Eurotiales; Aspergillaceae
Product: thioredoxin domain-containing protein
Exons: 1
Coding region: 1-663 (220 amino acids)
Cellular component (GO): cytoplasm
Source: RefSeq, a predicted model, not a curated record
AUGCCCGAUUCAGACGACGAAGCUCUCUUCGCAGAACUCGAAAACGAAGACGACACAAGCUACCGCACCCAGCGUAUACAACAGUUGAACGCAGAGCUUUCAUCUCAGAAGACCAAUCGCGACGCAAACCCGCGCGGCGCGACUCUAGUCUCGCGGGACAGCACGUACCCCACACUAGACAAUGACCAGUCAGUGCUAGACUUUACGACUCAGACAUCGCGGUGUAUUGUGCAUUUUGCUCAUCAAGACUUUGCGCGGUGUGCAGUGAUGGAUUCAAAGCUGGAGGAGUUUGCCGGGCGACAUUAUGAAGUGCGUUUUGCUCGAGUGGAUGUGCGAAACACACCCUUUCUGGUAGAGAAGCUUGGAAUUCGAGUGCUCCCGUGUGUGAUUGGGUUCAAGGAUGGAGUUGGAGUUGAGAAGGUAGUUGGGUUUGAAGGAUUGGGGUCUGAUGGAGCGGGAGGGUUUAGCCUAAAGGUUCUUGAGAAGAGGUUGCUAUUGAAAGAUGUGUUGUCGCAGGCCAAAUUCUCAGAGGGAGAUGAAGAUGAUAUUCGCGGUGAGAGUGACAGUGAGAAUGAGGGACGGAGAAUUGGGAAAACGAGAAAAGCUAUUCGCAGUGGAAAUACUGGACUUCGUGGCCGCGAUGAUGAUGACGAGUGGGAUUGA